Messenger RNA from Asparagus officinalis (garden asparagus), 1041 nucleotides. Its product is annotated as protein phosphatase inhibitor 2. The record is from RefSeq and is a predicted model, not a curated record. Bases 283 to 792 code for a protein of 169 amino acids. The transcript has 6 exons. Gene Ontology annotation, molecular function: protein phosphatase inhibitor activity. Gene Ontology annotation, biological process: regulation of signal transduction. Lineage: Eukaryota; Viridiplantae; Streptophyta; Magnoliopsida; Asparagales; Asparagaceae.
AGUGGGCCCAUUUAGUUUUCUCUCACAUCCUUCUGCGAGAGAGAAGAAAACGGAGCGCGGCCCACGGAGCGCGUAGCUCGCGAGUGGACAUCCCAAAUCGCCGGCAGCUUCAGAACUCAAACCCUUUUCCUUUUCCUCCUCUUUCUUCUCCAUUUCAAUUCGAGAAGAAGAAAUCGCGAUCAGUUGGGUUCUAGGAGAGAAUUUUUCAUUGGGAGUCGGGUUUUCUGCAUUCAGGUCUAGCUGGUUAGCUUUGUGUCAGUACAGAGAUCUGAAGUUCACAAUAUGAGUAGCAAGGGUCGUGUAAGAUGGAAUGAAGCAAACUUGGAUGAGAUUGAAGCAACCAAACCAGUGAGGCAGAAAAUCAACGAGCCUAAGACACCCUAUCAUCCUAUGAUUGAUGAUGAUGGUGGUAGCCCAUGUUCUUUGUCACCAAGACACGCUUUUGAUGAAUGCAUAGAUAAAUCUGCACACGCUGAAGCAAUUCUGACUGCUUUGAAUGAUGUUGCCUCCUCAAGCCAGCAUUCAACUAAUGGGAAUUGGACAUCUUCUGAAGAUGAAGCUGAUCCAAUGGAAGAAGUUGAAGAUUUUGAAACAGACAGAGGGAGGUUAAGUUUCAAGGAGCUUCGAAAGGCUCAUUACGAUGAAUUCCGAAAGGUUAAGGAACUCCAGCGUUCAGGAUCUCUUGUAGAUGAGGAGCUUGAAGAAAUGGAUAAUGGCGCUGAAAAAAGAAAGAAAUGCAUUCCUUCAACAAAUGGGUCUCAAGAAAGCCAGCAUGACAAUAAGGAGGGAUAGCAACGAAAUCUUGAAAUGUAUGUUUAAGAGUGUCACAAAGAGCUUUAAGUUUGUGAUGUGUGGGCUUUUGAAGUGUAAUCUUUCCCUUUUGAGUGAAGACAUGUGUGGCGAAUUCCUUUCUUAAUAAACAGUUCCUUUUGUAACUUGUAUUUUAAAUUUUUGAUUUGUACCUGUUUAAACACCGACUUCUUUCAGUUUCUAUUUGUUUUGCAAAAUUCAUUGAAAGAAAAUUGCUGUAUGAGUUGAGCA